GUCAUGCAGUUGGUCCUUGAUUGUUUACGCUGCAGCAUGUGUUGAAAUGCCGAGCAGAUUAUGUACGCAUGUACUGAACUUGAAAUGUAGGCUCUCUCAGGGAGCAAGUUUUACACGUCUUAGGCACCGUGUUAUCUGUUGUCCAGUGCUUAAACGGCGUCGGAGAUCGACGCGGGGGAAGUGAAAGGGGCUUGUACGGCGCAAGAAGCGCUGCACUGGUGGAGGUGAGGACCAUGGCAGGGGUUCAGGUGACCUCAUCUCCGGCCAAGUCGUAUACUAUUAAGGACAGGAUAGCGCAGAUCUACUACAAGCACGGCCUGUACUGUUCCAGCCAUCCCCUGACAUUGAUAUCGUUUGCAUGUGUCACAUUUCUCCUUGCAUGUUACCCAUUGUUACACAUUCCAUUGCUCGGAAGUUCCUCGCAGCAAUUUGCCACACCCAUCUCCUUGUAUAGUGCAGAGCUGGAUGCAGAUUCUCAGAAAAUCGGACCACGAUGGUUCCAGGGUCCACCAGUAGCGUACGUCCAACAAGUGGUUGUGCGUUCCGCUGUCUCUCCAUGGCAGUCGGACAUGAUCCUCAUGGAUGCGUUCCGCUCGCCGAUCGCGGAGUCGUUCCGCAUCAUGGAGCUCAUAGGAAAUCACAAGUUGACAGACAGCAGCGGAAGAGUGCGGACGAUGCAGGACGUCUGUCUGCAGGUCGGAGAAACGAAGGACCGUGAGGCAGCAACGGCGCUGCCCCAGUACGGCUGCCUGGUUGUCUCCCCCACUUAUGUCUGGAAGCAGGAUUACAACAGCUUCCUUCAGGAUGGCAAGAUCCUGGCUAGUAUAUUUAACCAGAAAGGUGACACGUCUGAAUCCUACUAUCUCAGAGAGAUCCUCUUUGGAGUUCCCUGGAAAGAGACUGGCGUGAAAAAAUUCUGCGUGAGGAACAGACAAAGGGUGAUUACCUAUGCCGUCACCAUGAUACUCAAGGAAUGGGACCCAAGCACAAUGUAUUCCCUGGAAGACAAGCUGCUGGAAACGUAUCACCAGGGAGACAACUCUUCUGCAAAGCAGAGGGACCAGAAGGAAAUUGUGCACGUCCACUUUCAGUACCAGCACACAUUGGCUGAGUUUGUGCCUCUGGCAGCUGUCUACAUCAUCCUCUUUUUCUACAUCUACUUCUCUGUCCGAAAAAUUGAGCUGGUCAAGUCUAAAUGGGCCAUUUCCAUUUGUGCCGUGCUGACUGUCAUGAUGUCACUGUUCAUGUCCGUCGGACUCUGUCUGUGGUUCGGGUUGAAUCCAACGUUAAAUGGGAGCCCCUUGGUGUCGCCUCGUUCCUCGUGCAUGCCGAGCGAAAUCUUGCCCUACCUCGUCGUGGUCAUUGGGCUGGAAAACAUGCUGGUACUCACAAAGUCCGUCGUUUCCACUCCAGGACAUGUCGGAGCAAAAGUACGGCUGGCACAAGGUCUGGGAAAAGAAGGUUGGUCGAUCACGAAAAACCUUCUCACGGAACUGGUGCUUCUCACGUUUGCUUUCUUCACCUUCGUCCCAGCAAUUCAGGAGUUCUGCAUGUUUGCAGUUGUGGGUCUUCUGUCAGACUUCUUCCUGCAGAUGGUAUUUUUCGCCACUGUGCUCUCCAUCGACAUACAAAGGAAAGAGAAAUCUGACCUAAAGAAGGGAAAGUCUGAAGCAGUAUGGUCUGGGGAAGACAAUACAAGAAAUGCUGCCGGCGCUGCAUACCGGACCAGGCGGGGUGAUGGUGUUCCCGUGAUGUCCUGCCAUCCGACUCGAGCGACGGCACGAGUGUUUGCGACUCCGACAUCGCCCAUCUUGAAGUUGCCCAAGCGCCUGCGUCUUGUCUAUUUCUGGGCACGAAUGCGCCUUAUACAGAGGGGUCUCAUGGUUUGUCUGGUGAUCUGGAUCAUAGUGCUGAUUCAUAGGAUGGGGAUUGUGGAGAGACUGACGGACAACACAACGGGCAUAACACCCAAGCUUGCAGAAUCAGUGCACCCUAUUUUGCAGAUGUUCACCGGCCAGAAUCGUUCCGAAGAAACUGAAGACGCGACUAAGGAGCAGCACCUUGAAAAUGCAAACCUUCAGCAUUCCAAGUUAAAGCUUUGGGAAGCAUUGCCUACCAAACACUGGACAACACUUUUUGGAUACUAUAACAUAUCCCUUUCUGGAAGGUACAUCAGCAUCUUGCCACCAGUGCUGCUAUCUGUGCCAAUUCCUGCCACCAAAGCCAUUCAGAUGCGCCAUGUAGACGACCAUCGAAUUGUGUUCCACGCCAAUUGGCGCAUCAUUCCAAACAUUGACGCCGAACCAGCAGAAAACUCUCCGGGUGGUCUGAUACACCCAGCGAGCCAGGCCGAAGUGACACUGGUGUUUGCACUCUCCGUGCCCAGCAUAGUGUUUGUGGUGUACCUGUUUGUGACGUUGUAUCGCUGCAUGUGUUCCCGCAACUAUGCUGAGUGGCGCACUUCCUGGUCGGCCCUACGGCCACCAAAAGGAGGAGACGAAGACACGUACUUGCUCAUGGAGACCUAUCCCAUACGCUUACAGGGACACAACCAGGAGGUGGAUUGUGUGAUUACUGAGGACAGCGCGAUUCUCAGUUCGGACCUUAGCGGGAACAUUGCCAUAUGGGACGCUAACACUGGAGAGUGCAUCAACACACUAAAAAGAAGAAGGAACGGUCGCAAGGAGCGCAAACUUGAAGGAUGCGACCUCCGCGGAAGCUUUUCUUCCGAUUCGACGUACGGUUCUUCACCGACGGAUUCGUGCGAUCCAGGAUGCAGCUGUGCCCAGAGUGCCUCGCAAGACCAAAGUAACGGCCCAGGCAGAAACCAGAGUCACGGAUACGACUUUUCCAAGUACGUGUCGGAACAGUGGAGUCCCAUAGCAACCGAUGCAGACGACAGGGUGUACCGGCAGCUAUCGGAAUCUAACUGCGAGGACUUAUGCAAGGCGGUUCGUGGUACAGCAUCCUGGAAAGGCAAGCCCAGCAUUCCAUUCCAAGCUCUGUGGUGCAUGGGCUGCUACGGACCUUGGCUGGUGAUUGGAUGCGAGGGAGGUAGACUCGAGCUUUGGCACACGCUGACUGGUGAUCUGUGCGGAACAUACACUGACAACGCUGAAGGCGUGACCACAGUUACUGUUUCUGGGCACAGGGUCAUCGUGUCAAGAAUCAAUGGCAUGCUGGAGUGUUGGCACCUGGAGAUAACAUCCGAGAGGAAGCCAUCUGAAAGGGGAGCAGGAGAUGGCAGUGGAAGUGAGGUGUCGGCCAAGCUGGUGUGGGUGAACAGUGUUCGUGCCCACACCCAGCCAAUCUCCGUCGUCUGCAUGGGAGGAGGACAGGUGGUCACGGGGAGUCUGGAUCGCCUGCUGAAGGUGUUCCGCUGCGAUACCGCCAUGUGCGUGUACACCCUGCAUGGCCACAGCGGCGGCAUUUCUGCAAUCCACGUUGAAACGCCCGGUGCAUCGACGGCCGUUAGCGGGUGUCAGGAAGGCGUGGUGUGCGUGUGGGAUCUGAUGACGGGGACUUGCGCCUACAGCCUGACGGCACAUCGAGGCGCAGUGCUGGCUCUGCGCACGACCAGCCUCUACCUGCUGAGCCUCGGCUCUGACUCGAGGCUUCGCAUAUGGGAGAAGACGCAGGGUCAUCUGCUCCACACCCUUUAUCAGGCCAACAGCCUCUGUAGAAACAUGGAGCUCCUGUCAGAAAACAUCGUCAUAACUGCCAAAGAGGACCACCUUGUCCUUUGGGACAUGAACCACGGGGAAGCAAUUCAAGUGAUCAUGCUCGGCCCGAGUGACAGCGGCGUCAGCAUCCAUCAACUUCACCGCACUGCUGAGGCUGUUCUGUGUGACUACGGCUACGAACUGUGUGUGGUGUAUUUUCCAGCACUCUCAACCAAGGUCGACUGAACAGCGACCUGCAUAGUCCAUUACGUUAUUUAACCCAUUUUAAAGGUCACAAAAACUGCAGACACCACCCACAAACAUUUCCGAAGGCUCUAAGCAAUGUUCACAAUGCGUGAUUCUGUGAUGGAACUCCGUUUGUCGGUGAUCCGAGGACACAAGGUCGUGCAGUGGGUUGGGUCCGAGGGAGGUGACCGGCGAAUUGACGACAAUCAGUGAUGGUUGAUAUAAAGACGCUAAUCUCAAGCAGCACCGAGUUAAAUAAAAGUAACAGUAAACAGUAGUAUGUGCGCGUCUUAGAGGUGCCGAAGUUACGAGUUCGGCAACGUAUGAUAGUUGCACUGUAGGGAGCACUUCGGGUUUUGGGUUUGGGCCGGGUUUGGCUUCAUUUAGGGAAGGGCCUUGCGACCACACUGAACUUUCGGCAACCAGGUCGGGCCAAGGCCGGCUGAUGAAUGGCAAGGCCAGUGCAGUGCUCUAGUGUGUGCACUGAGAUGCAGCACCCUAUCUCAUGGCAAACCCUGUCAUGGUAAGCUGUCAUACCCUGUAUGACAGCUACUUGCAUGCACGUCAGUCUUUUUAAUGGGGAACAGUAUACUUGCCUUGUUCUUGUGCCUUUGUUCAGUCAUGAAUGUGAUUUGAUUUUAUUAACUCAGGGGGCGCGGAGUAAAAUGAAAUCUGGGGAUCCGACAUAGUGAUUGCUAGAUGAUCUAUUGCCAGUGGUGGUCCUCUCUGCUGAGAACAUCAGCAAAUUCCCGUCUGGGAAGAACAUACUCGACUACAUUUUGGGGGAAAGGGAAAGCCCCUCACUUGCUAUACCCACGGUGCAAAUAGGGGCGGAUCCAAGAUUUUUCUGAGAGGGGGGUCCAGCCAUGGUCAACACGGUAGACACAUGAUCUAGGUCAAUUAAACACUAUGUGAAGACAGAAAUUGAGGAGGGGGUCGGGACAUCCUGACCCCCUCUAGAUCCGCCCCCGGGUGCAAACCAGAUGCGGCACAUAGCAAAGUUGUCGAUUCUUAAUUGGUGCAAGUGCUGCCUAUUGGCUUGCAAUUGCUUGGCUUGGGCCCCGGUUUCACCAAUGCCAACUCACACUUGAACCAAGAUUAAUGGUCCCUUAACUCCAAUUUAACGCUCAACUCUGCUUCACUAAAAGCAAUUAUUUUCACUGACACACUCAACACAUCACCAACUAACGUUUGUAAAAAAGAAUUGAGCGUUAACUUCAGGUUUUAGCUACCCUCGAUCUCGGUUCAAAGUUAGUCAGCGUUUGUGAAGCAGGGCCCUGCUUACCGAAGCUGCCUUUAGGGACCAUGCGAGCCGACUGCAGGGACGUCGGAGGUCCAUCGUCACAGGGGUGACCGUGGGCACAAGUUUAAAGGAUUGAUAUAUUAAGAAUGUUCUGUAUAAAGAAAAGAGAAAAUGUAUAUAGGAAUGACACAUGCUACAUGCAGUGCAGAAUGACUCCAAGUCAGUGGCUUCCACUUAUGGCAUUCUGUUAAUUUUGAAGUAACUGGUGAAUGACAGAAUCUUUGUUUGAAAUGAAUUUUGCAUCGGAGCAGUAGUGACGGUAGCGGUGAGCAUAUUUGUGAGAGGUAACAGGUUUUUGCUUACUACUUAAGAAGAUGUUGCCUACAGCAAAUGAAGAAAAAACCACUUGCUACAAAUCCUGUAAAAACCUGCCUUGUAAGACUGGAGAGCAGACAUCCGAAAGCACUCUGAGGUCGGGUACGGAGGGAUGUCCCCCCGCCCCACUUUUUCACAUCCCUUGCUGAUCCUCUUGCAUGCAGAAAGCUGCGUUAUGAUCUGUCUUGUCUGUUUGAUGACCUUGUAUAGUUUUAUGUCACACUGUUGUAUGUCUUUACACCAAACCAUACCAAGACUGUUGUAUGUCACGAAAGUUUGCUACUUUUCGUCGACGUGAUUUGUUAUCAAUAUUUAUGAUGUAAUAAUUUAUGAGAACCACUAAUAUGAUCAAGGUACGUGACCAGUCACCCAGUCUUAUUGAUUGCUGCCAUAAUUGUAAAAGCUCGAUAAAUUCGACAAAUUCGCUGGCUUGCUUGGUUCUGCUAUAAAAACCAUAAAAACCAUUCCAAGUA
This is a messenger RNA of Ornithodoros turicata, 5999 nucleotides long. It is a transcript of the gene SCAP, whose product is annotated as sterol regulatory element-binding protein cleavage-activating protein-like. Gene Ontology annotation, biological process: regulation of cholesterol biosynthetic process; SREBP signaling pathway. Gene Ontology annotation, cellular component: endoplasmic reticulum membrane; SREBP-SCAP complex; Golgi membrane. The record is from RefSeq and is a predicted model, not a curated record. The coding region runs from base 234 to 3908 and encodes 1224 amino acids. Gene Ontology annotation, molecular function: protein binding; sterol binding. Lineage: Eukaryota; Metazoa; Arthropoda; Arachnida; Ixodida; Argasidae. The transcript has 28 exons.